CGAUAAAAUUUUUUUGUUUCAUAUUUUCGUUGUGUUAUUUCCUCUUUCAGAUUCCGCGAGAUUCGUGUGUCCGCUUAGGAUGAGAUCAGACUGAGCGCAAUGACAUCGAGAUACUUCGUGUUUGUCGCAGCUCUAGCGUAUGUUGCAGUGUCCGCCGCACAAGUUUAUAACAGCCACUCAGAGGAUGCAGUUGCAGCGAUCGAGCCAGCAGCUGCAAAUAAUGAUUUCAUCACACAAACUGUCUAUGGCUUCCUGGACUUCACCACGACAAUCGGCAAUACGGUGAUGGUCUUCAGUCCUCAAAGCGCUCCUCCAGAAGGAGGCGUCGUGAAGAAGAUCACGUCCCCCACGCCAGCGAUUCACACAAAGCCAACGACGGAGCAGCAGCCGAAGAAAAAUAUCCCCGACAUCCAGCCCAGCAAGACGCACAAGGCCGAAGAUCAGGGCGGUGAAACGAAGAAGCAGAUAAAGGGCACAAAGGUCGUCGUGAAUUCCGUGGUCGAGCAGAACGUGGUGAAUCCCUCCGAGAAUACCGUACCGAAACCGACGAAGAAUCAGGAGUCAAAUAAACAGACGAAAACACCCACACUGUCAUCGGUGGUUCAGGUACGUGCUAAGGAUGAAACUCCAGGCGUGAAGAACAAUCUCGCUGAACCUGAAUAUGAUUUUCUCUCAAAGCAGCCGACGGAAGUGAUCGACGAGACAUACAAGUUGAUCAACCUGCGACCAUCGUCGAAAGUUCAUCACAAACCGCGUGCCACCCCGCGAAGGGACAAAGAGAAUCCAACUGGCCUCGUAACCAAGUUGGGCGGAACCAUCGUAAAGGAUGGACUCACCACUGUGCAUGAGACCAGCGUGAUCGGGACUUAUAUCAAUGGAAAAUACGCCCAGGUAUUGCAGAGCUCAUCAAGAAUCCUAACAGCACCGGUUGCACCAGUAGCUGACGGUAAGAUUCGGCCGUCCAGCACCAAUCGCAUCCUGAAAACUAUUGGUCCUCAGCAUGGCAAGCUCAAGCCGCAGCUGGAGCCCACUCCAACCCAUCAGCAACAGGACGAAUCUUCGCUGCCCUUGGAGGCUCUCUUUAACGAACCUUCUGACACUCCAAUACGAUCGACACGGAAGCCUUCGACUCCCAAUAAUUUAACCAAGCCCAAAUUCCGUAACAAGAUUGCCGAUGAAUACGAUAACAACGAACCACAGCAAACGAGGAUCGGAAAGAAUCGCUCCAGCACGUCUCGACCAAAUUAUAAAAAUCGUCCCGCAACUACCACUACUGAAGCGCCCAUCACUCGCCGUCGCAGCGGUUUUCGGCCGAACAGUCAAUCCCCUAAUACACCCUCGAAACAGUUGACGAAGUCGAAGAACAGCGAUCAGCAGCCGUCAACGACGAUCAGUCUACUGCCCAAGGUGAAGCUACCGAGGACGCAAGGUCGCUGGUCGUAUAAGACCACGCCGAAACCGAGAAUCAUGAUUCGUAAGCAAGUGGAUGAAGAAGAUUCGCGAACGUCAACUGAGUCGAGUACAACAGAGUUGGUUCCCGGGGCAAUCUUUGAUGAGCAAGGCAAGACAUCAGCAACGACGGCAACAAUCAAUGUUGCUCCGAUCUCAUCUAGCGGCACCAAUGUUGCGCAAAGGAAAGAACUGUCCUUGACGGAGGACGAGUUAGAUCCCAGUGAAAGCGAAGACGUGGCUAGUGUCAGCAUACAACAGGAUCAGCAGCAUCCUGGAGAACAGAUUCUACCAGUAGAAACGCUCAACGUGGAAAUCUCUACUGCGGCGGAUCUCGACAAUGUAUACUUCGAGAUUGCCACUAUCAAAUCGCCUUACUCUUUCCAAGUAGGAACACUCCGAAACACCCGCUACAUCACGGUGACCUCCACCAUCAAGAAAACGUUCGCGACGGCCGAACCGAGCAGCUCAAUUUUACCUACCGAACCACUCACGGAGAACAUCCUAGCGAACACUGGGGCUGCCUACGAGUCGACUUUGCCACUUGACUCGUCUAUCGCGACGUUACCAGCGAUCUCUCUAGACGCCGCCCAGGCGACACCGCCAUUAGAAACGCUGACAGAGACGUUCUCAACGACUCAAACGUUGCUAAAGACGCAUAUGUUACCAAUAAUCUACGCCGGCAACAGCACCACUCGAUUGACCUUAGUGCAAACGUAUAACAUCGCCCGAGUAGUGACGGCGACAAAGACACUGCCACCGAUGGAAAUCUAUCAGUUUAUUCCAAGUAAAACAUUGAACGAGUUCAACUCAAAGCUCGACGAAGCUGGUAGCGAACUACAUCUCGAGCUCGACUUUGGUGAUGAUGAUCGCGACGACGAGGACGUUCCAAAGAGAGUGGUAGUGCCCAACAACGAUUCCGAUGCCGACCUGGACAUUUUUAAGUCGGCAUCGCCGUCCAAGAUUAAGAGUGACGCCGCAACCAGCAGCAAUGCAGAGCCUCAGUUGACCCCGGAACAGGCCCAACAAUUAGCACUUCUGAAAUACUUUGGCCAACCACAACUCCAAGUCAUCACUACAUCCAAACCAGUAAUCACCUUGGAGACGCUAUACGAAUCGCAUGUGAUUCCUGUGGUGAACUCUGGGAAUACCAUCUACUCAACACUGACAAGGCCAGUCGGCACUGUACCAAAAACGUCCUACGAGUAUGGCACAUCUACCUUAAGUCCGGUACUGCCACAGGUGCAGCAGGUGCCGCAACUGCCGCUGUUCCCACAGCAGCCACAAUUCACGGUGACAAGUGCGCCCAUAGUCACUCAGACUCUCGCUACCGUAUCUGACUCGCGAGUGCUGAAACUUACCUUCGGCGCCAAAACCGCCUACACCACUCUCUUCUCUACAAGGGUCGUGCCUACCGAACUCACUACCUAUAUCACCAACACGGUACCGGUGCAGCCAACGGUACCAGCGUACCCCGGUUAUUAUCCGGCGCCGGUGCCCUAUCCACCCUUUCCCUUCGUCGGUUAGAUUUCGAUCCGUCCUUUGACUCUUUCGAGCUCUUAGCGGUCCAUUUCGAUUGCAUUCAAUCGUCAGAUAGAUUUGCUCUCUUCCGAGUUGGAUAUUAACUUUAAUUAACUUUAUAAUAUGUAAAAGGAGAGAGAACUCCAGGAGAGAGAACAUCCUAAUCCAGGGUACGAUUGGAUACGGUCCUAAUUCAGACAGAAGUUAUACUAAUAUUAUAAGAACGUCAUCAUGACCUUAUUUGUCGCUUAUAAGUUCAUUCAUAGGAAAUAAAUGAAGUCAUGAUAACGCCUUAUAAAAUGUUAUUAUGACUCUCUACUUUGGAAACAAUUUUAUUUAUUUAAUGACUUUUUCAUGGAUUUUUCCUGAUAAUCCUUUCGAUAAAAGUACGAUAUAUCCUGCACGUUCAUUCGCAUUAAUUGCGAAAAUUUGACAUUUCAUAAAUAGUGAUCAUAUAUUUGUGACUUAUGAUAGAUUAAUAUUAUUAAGGAUUGUUUUGUCCAUUUUUUUAUACGUAUGUUUUAAAGCGAUCUCAUCAUUUCAUUUCAUCUAAAUUCUCUUUAUUUACAAAUGGCAUGCAAGAAAAAUCAACGUGUCGCUAUAACACAUUUCUCACUUAUGACGUCACGAUUCAAAUGGCUGGAGUGAGUACUCAGGAGACUUAAAUUUAAAAAAUCACUUUUUAAAAAUAAAUAUUAGUAAAUUUAUUCAUGUCAGAUUAUCGAGAAUGAGAAUCAAUGUCAGCGCUGCAAAUCUACGCUGUUUUUUAAUAUAGUAACAGUUCUCUAAUUUCACGUAAUUGCAUUUUUAUAAUAAAUGGGUCAAUGCACGUUAUUGCUAACAGAGUAUACAAGAACAAUUUCCAAGUAAAGAAAAAAUUAUAAGUAGCUUCGAAAUAUUUGAUAACAAAACGCGUUGGCGAUGAUUGCAAUCGAACGGCAUUAUUGUAAAUAAAUUAUUGAUUAUAAUAUAUUAUAUGUCGUAUAUUGUGUAUGUAU
Messenger RNA from Trachymyrmex septentrionalis, 3968 nucleotides. Its product is annotated as flocculation protein FLO11. The record is from RefSeq and is a predicted model, not a curated record. NCBI's taxonomy places the organism in Eukaryota, Metazoa, Arthropoda, Insecta, Hymenoptera, Formicidae. Bases 100 to 2976 code for a protein of 958 amino acids. The transcript is spliced from 9 exons.